GAGGAUGCCGCGCAGCCCCCGCAUGUUGCGCAAGGCCCAAGGGGUGUCGUCGCGAGUGCUUCGGCGAUUCCUUCGGGACGGCAACCACCCGUUCCAUACGCGCAUGACGGGUCGCGACCCGAAAGAGCUGCACCGCACGUCGACGUCGCUCGAGAAGCUCUACGAUCUCACGCUCGUCGUCGCGUUAUCGUCGGUCUCGAACGUCUUUGCCACGUCGAUGCAAUAUGGCGACAAGAUUGCAUUCAACUGCAUGCAAUUUGUCAUGCUUUUCUUCACAAUCUGGAACGCGUGGCUGCCGUUCAUUUGGUUCUCGUCGACGUACGAUGUCGACGACGUCCUCUACCGCGUCGGGACGCUCGGGCAAAUGAUUGGUAUCCUUGUCAUUUCCGACGGCAUCCACAACAACCUCUCAGAAGUCUUUAUCGGGUAUGUCAUUCUCCGCCUCUUUCUCGAAGUCUUUUUGCGCGGUCGCGCCGCGUACGAAGAUCCACGCUGCCGCAUCGUGAAUCUCCGCUCGUCAAUUGCGAGUCUCUUGCUGCUCGUGGGGUGGGGCUUUCUCUUCCAUACCCCGAUGCCAGAAGCUUGGUUCUACAUUGGGUACAUGAGCUUGGCGACCCUCGAGUUUGUGGUCCCAGGGAUCGUCGCCAAGGUGUCGGGCGGCGCACCGGCCUUCCACGCCCAUCACGUUUCGGAGCGCUAUGCAGAGUUUACGAUCAUUGUGUUUGGUGAGUGCCUCCUCUCGCUCUCGCACGCGUCGGUCAUCGAGUCGACGUCCUUUCACUACUCGGCCUUUGCGAUCCUUGUCGCGUCCAUGGUGCUGCUCUUCCUUCUCUGGUGGUUCUACUUUGCGAUUCCGUUUGGCCACAAAAUGGAGUUGCAUCCAGCGACAAGCGGGCGCAUUGGCCGCGGCCACUUUUUUAUUCACGGCUCUCUCGCAGCUUUUGCCACCGGCCUCUUUAUGGUCGCGCGAUGUGUGAGCGCGGGGAGCGACCAUGGCGACGAGACAGUCGCCCCCAUGUCGACGCAGGCAGCAUCGAUGAUGGUUGCCGUGCCUGUCGCUGUCUUUGUCGUCACCGUGCCGCUUGUCUUUGGGUUGGGAAAAGCCGACGUGGCGCGGUCGGUGCUGGUUGCUGCGAUCGAAGUCGUCCUCGGGUGGUUUCUGACGCCAAUUUUGCGCUUGGAGCUCAUGAUGUUGCUGUACAUUCUGCCGAUGCUUGGGCUUCUCGUGCACGUCAUCGCCCACGGACACCAUCAUAGCAAGCCGCCUCUCGAGACAAAGGAAGCGCACGCCGUCCAGCCGCUACCGACGAGCGCGCUCGCAAGUC
This is a messenger RNA of Saprolegnia diclina VS20, 1325 nucleotides long. Its product is annotated as low temperature requirement protein LtrA. The annotation marks the transcript as partial. The record is from RefSeq and is a predicted model, not a curated record. The transcript has a single exon. NCBI's taxonomy places the organism in Eukaryota, Oomycota, Saprolegniomycetes, Saprolegniales, Saprolegniaceae.